AUGGAAUUUAGUUUCAUUAAAAGUGUCAAAAAAUGGAGACGUCCACCAAAAAAGCCGCAUGGUAUAGCAGGUCUCUAUCCACAGCCAGAAGAUAUGGAAAAAUAUGUUCAGUCUCAAAUAUAUUCUGUACAUUAUGAUGAACUAAUCUGUGAGCCGUAUUGCUGGCCAAAAGAAGAUAUGAACAGAAACGUUGUUGUUCCAUCAACUGCAGAGAAAAGUAUAUGA
Messenger RNA from Gongylonema pulchrum, 225 nucleotides. Lineage: Eukaryota; Metazoa; Nematoda; Chromadorea; Rhabditida; Gongylonematidae. The record is from the annotation of a GenBank genome assembly.